Tetrahymena thermophila SB210 is the source of this 609-nucleotide messenger RNA. RefSeq names its product transmembrane protein, putative. The record is from RefSeq and is a predicted model, not a curated record. The transcript is spliced from 2 exons. Lineage: Eukaryota; Ciliophora; Oligohymenophorea; Hymenostomatida; Tetrahymenidae.
AUGAGUCAGAUAGACCCUCCAAUAGUUGGAUACAUUACAAAUCCUUAGACUGGUUAGCAUGAGCAGAGGCUUUUUACUUGUGUGUAAGUACUUGCAAUGCAACCAUAGCAAUAAAAUUCUUAAAACUAUACUAUGCCAAGCCUUUAGCGUGCUUAGUCUUCUAUUCUUAAUAACGGUUAAAAUGUCACUCAAAUUAACUUGCCAAAUGAAAAUGAUAUUCCUAUGAUGUAAUUACCCACUACAAUGAAUAUUCUGGCUGCUAAUCCUGUUGAAAACACAAAUCUUAUUGACUAAGGGUAAAAAGAAGCAAAGAUAACCAAUAUGAUUUAUAAAGUGACUGAAGCUAUUAAACCAACAAAAAUAUCAAAUUAUUAUCUCUUCUUUUUUGGCAUAAAGGUUUUACUACAAUUUAUGCUCUUAAUUUAUAUGUUCGUUUCAAUUGGCUUUUACGCUAAUAGACCUUCAUAUGAUUAUGUUUAAGAAGGUGAUGAUUAUUAUUUCAAGGCUACUUCAAAACCUGUAUCACAUUCUAACUACUACUGUACAAAAGCAUAAAAUCCAGAUAUUCUUUAUCAAAAAAACUACAUCCCAAUUUUGGUUUUUAUGUGA